GAAGACAGAGCCACCACUGCCAGAAGGGUGCUCCAGACAUCGGAUACAGACACUCGGGUGAGCAGCUGCAGAAGAGGCUUGGAUUUGCUCACCGGGGGGCACCAGCCACAAUGACCUGCCUAUUCCCCAGAGUCCUGGGACCUCUGGCCUUCCUGAUGGUGGUGCUGCUGGUGCAUGGGGAGCUCCAAAUAGAGCUGGGAAGACAGCACAGAGAAGACGGGACAGCAGUGCAGCAGGUCAAAAGAAGGUACAAACGUGAAUGGGUAAAAUUUGCCAAGCCCUGCAGGGAAAGAGAAGACAACUCAAAAAGAAACCCAAUUGCCAAGAUCACUUCAGAUUUCCAAGCAACCCAAAAAAUUACAUACCGAAUUUCUGGGGUAGGAAUUGAUCAGCCCCCUUUUGGAAUCUUUGUUGUUGACCCAAACAGUGGUGACAUUAACAUAACGGCCAUAGUUGAUCGUGAACAAACCCCGAGCUUUCUGAUUACAUGCCGAGCUCUAAAUGCCCUGGGACAAGAUGUAGAGAGACCGCUCAUACUAACAGUGAAAAUUCUAGAUGUCAAUGACAAUGCUCCGAUAUUCUCACAGACCAUAUUCAAUGGUGAAAUUGAAGAAAAUAGCGCUUCAAAUUCACUGGUGAUGAUCCUAAAUGCCACAGAUGCAGAUGAGCCAAACCAUUUGAACUCUAAAAUUGCCUUCAAGAUCGUCUCCCAGGAGCCUGCGGGCAUGCCCAUGUUCCUCAUCAGCAGGAACACUGGAGAAGUCAGAACUUUGACCAGUUCCCUAGAUCGAGAGCAAAUCAGUAGCUACCAUCUGGUGGUGAGCGGCACAGACAAUGACGGAACAGGACUGUCGACUCGGUGUGAAUGUAGUAUUAAAGUGAAAGAUGUCAACGACAACUUCCCAGUGCUUAGAGACUCCCAGUAUUCCGCACGUAUUGAGGAAAAUACGUUAAAUGCUGAGUUACUCCGAUUUCAAGUGACAGACUGGGAUGAAGAAUACACGGAUAACUGGUUGGCAGUCUACUUCUUUACCUCUGGCAAUGAGGGGAAUUGGUUUGAAAUUGAAACAGAUCCCAGAACCAAUGAAGGCAUCCUGAAGGUGGUUAAGGCUCUGGAUUACGAGCAGAUGCAAAGCAUGCAAUUUAGCAUCGCUGUCAGAAACAAAGCUGAAUUCCACCAGUCAGUGAUCUCACGGUACCAAGUGCAGCCAACUCCAGUCGUCAUUCAAGUCAUCAAUGUCCGAGAAGGAAUUUCAUUCCGCCCUCCUUCCAAGACAUUUACCGUGCCAAGGAGUGUAAGCACUAACAAAUUGGCUGGUUAUAUCCUGGGAACAUAUCAAGCUACUGAUGAGGACACUGGUAAAGCUGCCUCAUCUGUCAGAUAUGUCCUGGGUCGUAAUGAUGGUGGUUUUCUGGCUAUUGAUUCCAAAACUGCUCAGAUCAAAUUUGUCAAAAACAUCGACCGAGAUUCUACAUUCAUCGUUAACAAGACAAUCUCAGCUGAAGUUCUGGCCAUAGAUGAAAACACUGGGAAGACGUCUACAGCCACAGUACUUGUUGAGGUGCCCAGUUUUAGUGAAAACUGUCCGUCAGUUGUCCUGGAGAAGGAAGAGAUCUGUAGUUCGUCCCCAUCAGUGGUUCUCUGGGUGAGAACCCUGGAGAGGGGUAGAUACUCUGGCCCCUACACAGUGUCGCUGGAGGAGGAGCCCCUGAAACUGCCAGUCAUGUGGAACAUCAGGAUGAUGAACGCCACCUCAGCACUUCUGCAAGCCCAGCAGCAGAUGUCUCCAGGAGUAUACAGUGUCCCAGUCAUCGUGAAGGACAAUGAGGGCAGGCAGUGUGACACACCAGAAAUCCUGACCCUGACAGUGUGUCAGUGUGAUGACCGGAGCAUGUGCAGAGCCCCUAUGCCCAGCAGAGGACCUAUGAUAUACAGGGAGUCCUCCUGGAGGCUGGGGCCGGCUGCCAUCGGAUUGAUCCUGCUAGGACUCCUAAUGUUGCUGUUGGCCCCUCUUCUGCUCCUGACCUGUGACUAUGGGGCAGGUCCCAUCGGAGGAGGAGCCGCAACAGGUGGCUUUAUCCCUGUGCCUGAUGGCUCCGAAGGAACAAUCCAUCAGUGGGGAAUCGAAGGAGCCCAGCCUGAAGACAAGGAAAUCACAAACAUUUGUGUGCCUCCUAUCACAACCAAUGGAGCAGAUUUUAUGGAAAGUUCUGAAGUCUGCACAAAUACAUACGCUGGAGGGGCGGUGGGGGAAGGUGCCUCAGGAAUGGAAAUGACGACCAAGCUGAGGGCAGCGGCUGGAUCAGGAGCUGCAGGGCCACUUGGCCCCUGUCCCUUGGGUCCUUCAGGAACAAUGAGAACGAGGCAUUCCACUGGAGGGACCUUGAAGGACUAUGUUGCUGCACCAGUGAGCAUGGCUUUCCUAGGUUCCUACUUUUCUCAGAAAUCAUUCUCCUAUGCUGAGGAAGAGGAUGAGCGGGAAGUGAAUGACUGUUUGCUGAUCUACGACGACGAAGGCGAGGAUGCUGCCCCCUGCUCGCCUGCACUCAGCUCCUGCAGCUUUAUGGCCGAUGACCUAGAUGACAGCUUCUUGGAGUCCCUUGGCCCUAAAUUUAAAAAGCUUGCACAGAUAUGUCUUGGUAUUGAUGAUGAAGCCAAGCAGGCAAAGCCAGGACCUAAAGACAGUGGUUCUGGGGCAGAUAUUUAUGCUCGCUCUAAAGAUGUCCCUCUGGCAGAUCCUUCCAGGUCGGGUUCUCAAAGGUACCAGACUUUGCCUGCCGGUCUGGAGGUCCCUCAGUCGGGUACUCGAAGGCACCAGACUGUGUCUGGUGGUCUGGAAGUCCCCCAGUCGGGUUCUCAAAGGCACCAGACUCUGUCUGGCAGUCAAGAUGUGUUCAUUUCCGGGUCUGUCCACCCUGCCAUUGCCAUCCCUGAUCCUCUACAACUUGGUAACUAUUUGCUCACAGAAUCUCACUCAACACCAGGUUCCUCCGUGCAGCCCACAACUGCCACCUUUGACCCACGCCUCACCCAGAGUGUCACAGUAACAGAAAAGGUGAUUUGCCCCCUUCCCAAUGUCUCUGGCAGCAUAGUGGCUCCCACAGAGCUGCGAGGUUCAUACAGUAUGCUCUAUACAAAAGAAUCCUAUUCCCAUCUAUGACCAAAGCAAAUUGGAAAAACAUACCAGCCACAUUUGGAUAUUUGUACCUAAAUACCUUUUUUAAAAUAUAGCAAAGCUUGUGAUAAUUGGACUAAUCUGACUUUUUGGAUAAUCUCUGAUUAUGGUUGUAAUUCAAAUAUUCUGAUUCAUAUAACAAAGCUGGGUAUGUUGUCUUUACUAACUCUCUGAUUUUUUUUUUCAAGCAGGAGUAAACCUAUAUAUUUUCAAAAAAGAUGAUCUUAAGAUAUUGGAUAAGGAGGGUUUCUAAGCA
This is a messenger RNA of Phodopus roborovskii (desert hamster), 3432 nucleotides long. RefSeq names its product desmoglein 3 (gene Dsg3). The transcript is spliced from 17 exons. NCBI's taxonomy places the organism in Eukaryota, Metazoa, Chordata, Mammalia, Rodentia, Cricetidae. Gene Ontology annotation, molecular function: calcium ion binding. Gene Ontology annotation, cellular component: plasma membrane; desmosome. The record is from RefSeq and is a predicted model, not a curated record. Bases 111 to 3161 code for a protein of 1016 amino acids. Gene Ontology annotation, biological process: homophilic cell-cell adhesion.